AUGCAUUGGGAGCGGAUAAAGUCAUUUGGUAUUGCAAAUAUUCUGGAAAGCGAACUAUUUAUGGAUGCUGCUUCACUGGAGGAGUAUAGGAAUAGGAAGACAUUGAUUCAGCGCUUGAAGACAAAAGUCGUCAUGUUUCGUGCAAACAAACGUUGUCAAGCAGACAAUAUUAUUUCUUUCACAUCUAACAUGUUACCAUCUUCGCAUUCUUUGUCUAAUGGAAAACCACCCGGACAUGCUUUUCAGAGAGUGCUCCCUCCUUGCAUUAAUGCAACUGGUGUAGUUACUGAAGAUAAGAAACAUGACUUACCAAAAAGAGGGCUGUCUUCAAUCCCAAAAUGCACUGAUUUGGAUGUGCUUCCUGAAUUUCCUGUUGCUUUGGUUGGGGGAAGCCAUUUGGAAGCUAACUCCAAGUCAUUUGUCAUGCAACCACUAACCAAAAGAACAGUGGAUUCUGAAACUGUGUACAAGGUGGAACAAAUUACAAACCCAGUAUCUGAAAGCGAUAUUUGGAUAAAAGAUAAUUUAUUGAAUGAUACAUUUGGACAACCUCAGAACGAAGCAAUUUUAUGUGGUACACAAGCUUACCAUUUGUUAAAUUCAGGAAAAUCACUAACCAAAAGAAGAAAAGUGGAUUCUGAAACUGGGUACAAGGUGGAACAAAUUAUAAACCUAGUAUCUGAAAGCCAUACUGGGAUAAAAGAUAAUUUAAUGAACGGUACAUUUGGACAGCCUCUUGAGGAGGAACCUAUUUUAUAUGAAGGUACACAAGCUUAUAACAUGUUAAAUUCAGAGCAACCACUAACUAAAGGAAGAAAAGUGGAUUCUGAAACUGAGUGCAAGGUGGAACAAAUUACAAAUCCCAUAUCUGAAAGCAAUACUUGGAUAAAAGAUGAUUUAAUGAAUAAUACAUUUGGACAGCCUCUUCAGAACAAACCAAUUUUAUAUGAAGGUACACAAGUGUAUAAGCUGUUAAAUUCAGAGCAACUAACAAAAGAUCAUGAUGUGAUAGUUAACUAUAGUGGAUCUGAUUAUAAUAUGAAAACUGUUUGUGAAAAAUCUAUGGCUACAAAUACAGAGGACAUACAAGACAGGAGGAGAUUCAACCAAUAUGAGUCCAAUGCUAUUGAAAAAGUCAUUGAACCAAAAUCUCAAGAAAAGAAAAAGGAGUUCACAGAUCCAACUGUUUCCUCAACAACUGAAUCUUUAACAAGAAGUGGAAUAAAGGAACACAUUAGAAGUCUCAGACAGCAAGAUAAUAAUAAGGAUAUAACGAACAGAGAAUCAGGAGAAAAUGAUAUCUACAAAUGCCAUUUGUGUUCAAUGGCAACACUGUACUUUGACCCUAAGCCAAUUUACUGCUUUUGUUGCGGCACCAGCAUCAGGCGUAAUGCAUGUUAUUACUAUAGAAGAGAAGAAGAGGACACGCAGAAUUGCUUUUGUACAACAUGCUAUAAGAAUACCCGAGGUGGGAUCAUCACAUUCAACGGGACAACUGUUUCCAAGACCGAUCUUAUCAAAAAUAAAAAUGAUAGAGAAUGUGAAGAAGCGUGGGUUCAAUGCAGUAAAUGCAAAAGUUGGCAGCAUCACAUAUGCGCACUCUAUAACAAUACAAGAGAUUUGGACAACAGUGCUGAAUAUCUUUGCCUUUUAUGCUGCCUAAACGAAAAUAGAAAUGAUGUGCGUGUACCCUAUGAUGCUAAAGACUUGCCGAGAACCAUGCUAGGUGACCACAUAGAAGGGAGGCUUUUGAAGCGUCUCGGUCAAAUUGAAAGGAAUAAAAAUCCAGAGAAAGUUUUUGUAGCAGACAAUCUUUCUGUUAGGGUUGUGCUAUCUGUGGACAAACAUAUUGAAGUGAAGAAACAAUUUCUCGAUAUCUUUGAGGAGGAUAAUUAUCCUGCAGAGUUUUCUUAUGCUUCAAAAGUUAUUCUUCUGUUUCAAAAGAUUGAUGGAGUGGAUGUGUGCCUCUUUGCAAUGUAUGCUCAAGAGUUCGGCUCAGAAUGCGGCUAUCCAAAUCAGCGUUCUAUAUAUAUUUCAUAUCUCGAUUCGGUUAAGUAUUUUAGACCCGAAAUACAUAUCUCGGCUAGAGAAUCUCUCCGUACCUUUGUUUACCAUGAAAUAUUGAUUGGAUAUCUUGAUUUUUGCAAGAAAAGAGGUUUUACAACUUGUUACAUAUGGUCCUGCCCACCUAUAAAGGGAGAUGAUUAUAUAUUCUACUGUCAUCCUGAAUCUCAAAAAACUCCGAAGAAAAAUCAACUACGACAUUGGUAUCAUUCAGCUCUAAGAAAAGCUGUUGAAGAGGAUAUUGUUGUUGGUUUAUCUAACCUAUACGAUCAUUUCUUUCUUCCUACUGGAAAAUGUGAAUCCAAGGUAACAGCUGCUCGUUUGCCUUACUUUGACGGAGACUUCUGGUCUGAUGCUGCUAUGGAUAAAGCCAGCCAGAUUGAACAGCAUACUGCAGGAAACCGUGAAAAGAUGCUGAAAUUAAUACCAAACAGAUCUUUGAAGUCGAUGGGAUUGGUAAAUCUUUCUAAAGAAACUGCCAAAGAUAUUCUAGUGAUGCAGAAGCUGAGACAAACCAUAUCACCUUUCAAGGAAGAUUUUAUUGUAGUUCAACUUCAGUAUGUUUGCAUCCACUGCCAUAAAGUGAUAGAGUGUGGGAAGCGAUGGUUUUGCAAGGAGUGCAAGAUAUUUCAGGAGUGUGAAAGAUGUCACACUGCUGAUUCACACACUUCUGUGAAAGGCGAGAAGCACAAACUUUGUGAGGUCCUUACGGGACGCAUACUUCGUGAUACAACUAAGGAGAAAGAUAUCAUCUUUAAUAAUGGGUUAUUUGAUACCAGAUAUAACUUUCUUAGCUUUUGCCAAAGGAAUAGGUUUCAGUUUGAUUCACUUCGUCGAGCCAAGUAUUCCUCAAUGAUGAUCCUCCAUUUUUUGAGCAAGCCUAUUGGAAUAAUUUGCCAAGUUUGCUGUAAACCCAUUGUUAGCAAGUGUUACUGGAAAUGUGGGAAUUGCCCGGAGUUCACUGUCUGUUCUGCAUGCCAUAUCGCCAGAGGUUCCAAAUGCCAUGCACACACGUUGAGUGAAACUUGUUCAGCCGCACUAUCUUCUACUGGGAGUGAAAAAUUAAAGCAGAAUACAGCAGUGGAACUGCUGGAUGUUAUAAAGCACGCAUCACAGUGUCAUUCAACUCAAACUCAACCAUGCACGUACCCCAACUGCCUUAAAAUAAGAAAGUUGUUUUCUCAUGCAAGUAGGUGUACUGUUCGAGUUUCUGGAGGAUGUCAACAUUGUAAGAAGGUUUGGCAGGCAAUAGCUUUACACUCAAGGAAUUGUAGAGACUCAGCAUGUCGCGUUCCUCGUUGCAUGGAUAUGAAGAAGCAAGCAGAGUUGCAGCAUGCAAUCUGA
Messenger RNA from Vigna angularis (adzuki bean), 3408 nucleotides. RefSeq names its product histone acetyltransferase HAC1. Gene Ontology annotation, molecular function: transcription coactivator activity; chromatin DNA binding; histone acetyltransferase activity. Gene Ontology annotation, cellular component: transcription regulator complex; histone acetyltransferase complex. Bases 1 to 3408 code for a protein of 1135 amino acids. The record is from RefSeq and is a predicted model, not a curated record. Gene Ontology annotation, biological process: positive regulation of transcription by RNA polymerase II. The transcript has 15 exons. Lineage: Eukaryota; Viridiplantae; Streptophyta; Magnoliopsida; Fabales; Fabaceae.